Molecule: messenger RNA, 2585 nt
Organism: Radiomyces spectabilis
Lineage: Eukaryota; Fungi; Mucoromycota; Mucoromycetes; Mucorales; Radiomycetaceae
Exons: 1
Coding region: 228-2345 (705 amino acids)
Biological process (GO): cell redox homeostasis
Cellular component (GO): mitochondrion; cytosol
Molecular function (GO): protein binding
Source: RefSeq, a predicted model, not a curated record
UUUUCGGUUACUGUUCAACCAUUACCGUGGAAACACAAAGCACAAUCUCCAUCUUUAUUUUAUCCCGCACAGGCGUCUUAAGGAGGGUUCGUUUCCUUCUUUUUUUUUCGUUGUUGUUGUUGCUGUUGUGCUUUCUCCUUUAAGUUUUGCUCCUGCCAAAAAAAAAAAAAAAAAAAAAUCCAUACCCGGCCUUUGGACACUCCAUCCCCCGUCUGCUGUUUUGUACAAUGUCCAUGACCCCUGGUGCUCAAUCCAUUGCUGAUCUUACAACCGAGAUAAAACCUACUCACGGCCACAUCCCACCGCCAUUAGUCGGUGCAUCCACCACCAUCGUGGGGGAUAAAAUGUAUGUGUUUGGAGGUCGAUGGGUAUCGUCUCGUCAAAUGAGCAACGAACUGUACAUUCUCGAUCUUCCCACCAUGACCUGGUCUCGAUACGCCGCAUCGUCCGACGCUCCAUCUCCACCGAAACCACGCUAUUUUCAUACCGCCAAUGUGUACCAGUCGUAUCUCGUCUUUUUUGGCGGCAUGAGUCUCGUCCACCCAGAGUCCGCUCAGCAGGAUCUUUGCGCUCUGGAUGAUUUGUGUCUAUUUAACCUCGAGACGAUGCGCUGGAUCCGCCGAGAUAUCAGUCUCAGUCUGUUUUCGCCCAAAGCACGAUACGCCCACAUCGCUGUCUGUGCACACGAUAAAUUGGUGGUCAUGGGAGGCCAGGAUAUGGCGAAUCAAUACGUCAACGAAAUGAAUGUUUUCGAUUUCAAUUCGUUCACAUGGAUUCAGGGAGCACCACUGGAACGUCAAUACGGAGCCUACAGAGCUGUCGCGUUUUGUCCCUCACCGCAGGAUUCCCGACUGAUUGAUAACCCUUUUUGGAAAGACAACAACGAUGACGAGGAUCCAUCGCUUUGCGUUUAUUCCAAUUACAACUUUUCCGAUGUCGCUCGCGAUUUGCAAUCCUUUCACCCCAUGCGUGCUUCCACUUCCAAAAUGCGCGAUCAUUCUUCUCAGAUGGUCGGACCUUGCUUACCACCUGGCCUUCGUUUUCCCAUUGGCGACGUUAUUGGUCAUCACAUGGUUCUCACCGGAACCUAUCUCACCCCGAAUCAUCGCAGUUUCCAUAUUUGGGCCUUUGACUUGGGCAAUCUAGUGUGGACUCGUAUUGAUACCGGUUCCGUCUUGUCCGCCGGUUCAUGGAAUCGGGGAGUGCUUCACCGCGAUCAAAAUCGUCUUUACGUUCUCGGUCACCGGGAUCGAGAUUUAUUGGAGGACUACAAUCACCGACAGCUAAAUUUCGAUCAUGCAGCUGUCAUUGAUUUGGAAGCUUUUGGCAUUUACACUCCACCCCGCAAAGCGCCUUUGCCGGUGUCGGGUGAACUUGGACUUUCUAUGCUAAGCGAACUCAUGAUGGCCGAUAUGGAGGUGUUGUGUGCCGACAGUCGACCCAUUCCUGUGAAUUCCACCAUUGUCGGUCGCCGAUGGCCUUAUUUUGCUCAAUAUUUACAGAAACCUGAUAAACGAUCGCUUCAUCUCAAAUCCAUUUCCUUCCCCGAACCGUAUCCUGUCGCCUGGGCCUUUUUCCAAUAUAUUUACACGGAUGAUCUAAUGACCGUCCAGCAGCAUCAGCCGCAAGUUUUGGCUCGGCUGUUACUGUUGGCGGAUAUGUACAACAUGUACCGUCUGGGCCAACUUGCCACGCACGCAUUACAUCAAAUCUUGACGAUUUCCACUGCCAGCAUGGUGUACGAAACCGCGGCGCUUACCUGUCGUACAGCUUUGCAAGUGCGUGCUUUGCGCGUCAUGAUCAAUGCUAAGAAAAUGCUUCAACAACAGCAACAACAACAACAGCAACAUGCAGCCGAUCCAGUCACUGAUAGUCCUACUCUGAGUGGCCCUCAAUCACCGCAUGCCACCACCGCAAUGACGACGCCUUUCUCGACGAAAAGAACACCAGAAAAACUCGGCAUGGUCCGAUCAUUGAGCCAUGACACGCGAGACAUGGCGGCGGCGAUUUCCAGUGGUUUUUCUAGUUUCCAGACCUCUUCUAGUGGAUCGUCUAGUCCUGUUCCUUCAUCUCCACCGAUUCCCCGUCGUCGUCUUGGCCUUUCAAAAUCCACCACCACGGCCGAAUCACAGCACAACGCCACGACCAAAGGAUCGAUCUCGGGAACAUCGACACCCCCACCUCCCUCUUCAUUCAAACCGCUCUUCUUGGAAAGACGACGGAAAGGAAGCUUAGCAAGUCAACAGCAACCACUGUCACCGCAACAACAACCUCUGUCACAACCUAAACUUCCUUAUCUACCCUCCACUGUCGAAAAACCUAGUCUUGGCAUAGGCUCAUUUUAGUCGAAUCGCUUUAUUGGUUCACAACUUGACUUCUCUUUAUUUUUUUUCUUAUCCUUUUUUGUUCUUGUGUCCUUGUGUCCUUGUGUUAGUAUUUGUCGCAUUACUUUUCUUUUUAUUUUCCUUUCAGUAAUAUGAUAAUCUGAGUUCUCUUGUCAAGCUUUUGACCUGCCACAUCAAUAAAGUGAAAUUUAAAAUAACAUAUCCCAUAAAAGCGCGUCAUUUAUCGUAUGGCAUGGAAUC